Molecule: messenger RNA, 5577 nt
Organism: Oncorhynchus masou masou (cherry salmon)
Lineage: Eukaryota; Metazoa; Chordata; Actinopteri; Salmoniformes; Salmonidae
Product: PAN2-PAN3 deadenylation complex subunit pan3-like
Exons: 18
Coding region: 445-2922 (825 amino acids)
Biological process (GO): nuclear-transcribed mRNA poly(A) tail shortening; mRNA processing
Cellular component (GO): PAN complex; P-body
Molecular function (GO): poly(A) binding; metal ion binding
Source: RefSeq, a predicted model, not a curated record
AACCGUUUAAGAACCAAACAGAGCUAAAUUAGAGUUUCCAUUGGACACAUUCAGGUAGGUCCCUCCCCGUUUCGUUUGCUUCCAUUUUAAGAAACGUUUUGCAACUGAUUCGACUAAAUGAAUAAGCCACUUUUUUUAAGCGGAGUAGCUAGCCAGAGAGCAGAAAACAACAACAGCAGCGUGAACGAGGCUAAACAACGGGCUAGCUAGCUACAUGAAUAGCGACAACAGCGACCAGGAUUUGUCAAACGCAAUGCCCUUAGUUAUCUUAAUUAUUUGUCUUCUAGUCGGAUAAUGUGAGUAAUGUCAUUUUAAGCUUGGACCAAACAUAUUUGCUGUUGCAUAUCGCUUUGCAUUGACAUUACGAACCUUACUCGAGAGCAAGCUACCUAGCAAUCGACGUCUCUCUAUGUUUGAAUAUCUUCCGGCGGCAGCAGCGGUGUCAUGAACAGUGGACUCCCAGCUUCAGCUGCUCCACUUGGGGGUGUCGGAAUACCCUGCGUCAAGGUGAAGUUCUGCCGAUACUACGCAAAGGAUAAGACUUGCUUUUAUGGGGACGAGUGUCAGUUUUUGCAUGAGGAGCCGUCUAUGGCAAGCAUGUCCCUUCACAGUGGAGCAAGUCCUGUCCCUUUAUCCAUGUCUGGAGGAGCCGUGACGUAUCCGCUUAGUGCACCCCCGGCCUGCCCGGUUGGAGUACCGAACGUCUCCAAAAAGGGCGACUCUCUGGGGCCUGCAGGCACGGUUCUGGAGGGACAGAUGUUAACCAUCCCUGGGAUGGAGGGCGGGACCCUGAGCGAUGCCAAUCUGACCAACUCCUACUUCAGCAGCAGCUUCAUUGGGGUCAAUGGCUUCGGGAGCCCGGCAGAGUCUAAAUACUCUAUCAUGCAGAGAAUCACCAACAGCAGCAGUUCUCCCAGUCUCCUUGACGACGGUGCCAAGAACUUCAGCCACAGCGCUCACGAUCUAUUCCAUGGAACCCUGGCAGCUGGACCAGGUCAGAGUUGUGGGUCGAUGGAAAACUCUCCGUGGACAACACAGUCUUCAUUCCCUCUAUGUCCUCUUCCAGAGCCAGGGAAUUCCCCCAUGUCUUCACUCUUCAGUGACUUUGGUGCUCUGAGCAUAUCACAAAGGAGAAAGGGUCCUAACCCUACAGCCAAUGAGUUCAUCCCUAAGGGGGUUCCCCGCAUGGCCACUAUGGUCCAGCCCAGUGGUCCGGCCUUCCCAUCGCCCCUCUUUCCCCACCUCGGCCUCAGCAGCUCCACCGCACUCGCACCUGGGAUGUCUCUCUCUGCGGGGUCCACCCCCCUCCACUCCCCUAAGAUCACCCCCCAAACCUCACCUGCCCCUCGCCGGCGUAGCCACACCCCCAACCCCAAUAACCCCAACCCAGCCAACUACAUGGUGUCCACCAGUGUGUCUGACCAGGGGGCCCACAUCAUCCAGAAGGAGACGGUGGGGGGGACCACCUAUUUCUACACGGAUAACACCCCCGCUCCCAUGGCCGGGAUGGUGUUUCCUACCUACCACAUCUACCCUCCCACUGCUCCCCACGUGGCCUACAUGCAGCCCAAAGCCAACGCCCCGUCCUUCUUCAUGGCUGAUGAGCUCCGACAGGAGCUGAUUAACAGACAUCUGAUUACCAUGGCUCAGCUUGACCAGUCAGAGAACACAGGUGUUCCAUCUGAGGUGGAUAGCUACCACAGCCUGUUCCCCCUGGAGCCUGUCCCCCCUCCCAACCGCCUGCAGAAGACCAGCAACUUCAGCUACAUCACUUCCUGCUACAAGGCUGUCAACAGCAAGGACGACCUACCGUACUGCCUGAGGAGGAUACAUGGUUUCAGGCUGGUGAACACCAAGUGUAUGAUGCUGGUGGACAUGUGGAAGAAGAUCCAGCACUCCAACGCUGUUACCCUGAGGGAGGUCUUCACCACCAAGGCCUUUGGAGAUCACUCGUUGGUGUUCUCCUAUGACUUCCAUGCGGGGGCAGAGACCAUGUUCAGCCGGCACUUCAACGACCCCGCGGCUGACUCCUACUUCACCAAGAGGAAGUGGGGACAGCACGAGCCCACUCCACCGCGGCAGCACGCAGGUCUGCUCCCCGAGUCUCUGAUCUGGGCCUACAUCGUCCAGCUGAGCUCGGCCCUCAGAACUAUCCACACUGCUGGUCUGGCCUGCAGGGUCAUGGACCCCAGCAAGAUCCUCAUCACCGGCAAGACCAGGUUACGAGUGAACUGUGUCGGGGUGUUUGAUGUCUUAACAUUUGACAACAGUCAGACCAACCAUGUGACCCUCAUGCCACAGUACCAGCAAGCGGACCUGAUAUCCCUGGGCAAGGUGGUGUUGGCCCUGGCCUGUAACUCUCUGGCUGGCAUUCAGAGAGAGAACCUGCAGAAGGCCAUGGAGUUGGUGUCUAUCAACUACUCAUCAGACCUCAAGAACCUCAUCCUGUAUCUGUUGACAGAGCAGUCUAGGCUGCGCAGCGUUAAUGACAUCAUGCCCAUGAUUGGAGCUCGCUUCUACACACAGCUGGAUGCAUCACAGAUGAGGAAUGAUGUCAUCGAGGAGGACCUGGCGAAGGAGGUCCAGAAUGGUCGUCUCUUCCGUCUGUUGGCCAAACUGGGCACCAUCAACGAGAGACCAGAGUUUCAGAAGGACCAUACGUGGUCUGAGACGGGGGACCGGUACCUGCUGAAGCUGUUCAGAGACCACCUGUUCCACCAGGUGACAGAGGCUGGAGCCCCCUGGAUAGACCUCAGCCACAUUGUUUCCUGCCUCAACAAACUGGACGCGGGCGUGCCUGAGAAGAUCAGCUUAGUGUCUCGGGAUGAGAAGAGUGUUCUGGUGGUGACCUACUCGGACCUGAAGCGCUGCUUCGACAAUACCUUUCAGGAGCUGCAGCAGGCCGCUGUCGGACCGCUGUAGCGCCCGCCCCCCCCCCUACAGGCAGCGGGGUGGGGCUGCCUGAACCGUACAGCACAUUAUUGCACUACAGCGGAGGACCAGGCGCAUAGUGAUGACAUCAGCGUGGCGAGAGAGGCAGAGGGGGUGGGACUUGCUGGACCUCAGUCACAUACACUGUCUUGGCAACCAGGAAGGCUUUUCUAAAGCUGUUUUUUUAUUUUUCCUAAAAUCCCGCAGCUGCGAUGACAAGUAAUGGACAAAAACGGAAGCUGUAACAAUUACGAACACUUAAUUUUUUUAGACUUGGGGAACAAAACGGAUACUAAAAAAUAAAACCACCACGUGGGAUUUAACUUUUUCCUGCUUUUAUUUUUUAUUUUUUUAUAGAUAUUUUUUUUCUCUCCCUCUGUGGAGGAUGGACUAAGAUGUUUGACUUUUUUUAAUGAAUGUGAGUGGCCUACAGGCUACACCUACCGAGAGUGGUGAAUACACACACACACACACUGAGAACCUAAUAUAAAAUCAGGCUUUAUUUUUACUGUGUGUCUUCCUGCUGGAGACCACACCUCUUCAUACCAACGCACUAAGAGACGGGACAGACCACUGGACGCUUUCAAAGGGGGUGGUCAGGGAACCCAUUUCUGAAAUGGACCUCCUUGCUUGUCGGUUCCCACUCAAAAGGACAAACCACUGAGUUUUUGGGUAGAGUGCUGGGUUGGGGACACAGACAGACCAUUGGUCAAUUCAAUGCCUUGAUGUGGAGGUCAAGGGUCAUGCAACAUUGAGGUCAUGUGUUAGGGGGGGCUAUUGUGUUAAACUGUGGUUUCUGUUGGCACUGAGGUAGGGUUUUGUCUAGAAGGGAUACGUUUUUUGGCAAAAUUGACUUUUUGUAGCAGGUUUAGGAUAACUUACACCGCAGUUUAGGAAAAGGGUCAGGGUUAGUUAAAAUGCACCAAAAAUCAACUUUUUCCAUCAAUUUUACAAAAGCUGUAUCCUAUCUAGACAUGAUCCUUAGGAAGGGGUAUCUUCUCCCUGUUUGUUAUAUAGCGCAGGGUCAUAAAAGCAGCAAGCUCCUUAAUUGCUUUAUGAUGGACACUAUUGUGGAAAAUGUUGUGACACCAAUGAUGAACUCCGUGAGAUGGAAUAUUUAGGUCUGGCUCGUCAGCGCUGGGAUGAAGCCCACGGACUGGGCCAAAACUAGAGAAUGGUGCCAGUUCUGCCUCAAUGUGGAAUGUCCUCCUUUUCGUUGCCUCUUUCUCUCUUUAUCUGCUCCCCUGCUUCCUUCCCCUGAGGGGUCUCUGCCAACCUCUUCAUUUGAGAAUAAGUGAUACUUAAAAAAAAUAUAUAUAAACAUUUUUUUUUUUUUAGCUGGUUCCCCUCAUUUUGUUCAGCUGUUGUGCAGUGAUGCAUGAUGGGACAUGGAAGGGAAGGUCUUUCUCCCUCAACACAAACGUUAUGCUGUGGACCAAUUCCAGCUGGGGUGGGGACUGAGGGGGCAAGGAACGGGACAAAGUGGUCAGUAAGAAGAGGUUUUAAUAACAUCUGUUUUUAUUUGACCAUUUAAAAAAAAAAAAAAUCAUGUGAGACAAAAUGUGCUUGAGACACCGAGCAGCGACAACCAGGAAUUUGACCUCUGACCUCCCAGUAGUCACCUGGGAUUUUCCCCCUGAAGUGCCCACUUAUUCAAUCCCUCUCAUGGUUUUAAAAAUAAGGGAUUGGCGUGAGAGACGAUGGAAACUGCUUAUACCAAUCCAAUGAUUUUAAAAUUCACAAGGGGUAGUGAAGGAGUUUACUCUUCAGGAAGAAAAAUCUAGAAUUUGGGAGAGGGUGGGUAAGAUUGGUGAGCAGUAGCUGAUGCAUUCAGAAACAAGGGUCUAUUCAGAAGGGUGACACGUUCAAAGCGUUUUAGAUAUAAAUGUAUUGUAUAUAUCAUAGACUUCUAGUCACACGAGAUGCGGUAACUGUCUGUUCUAUACAUCACUGUUCUAUGUGUAACAUAUUGGACGUUCCACCCCAUUGAAUAGACCUUCUGUUGAAUGGUUUGGAAUUCUCUCAGGAUGACGGACAGCUGGAGGGGCCCGAUGACUGAAUGUGUUUGGCCGUCAUUGGUCGCCCUUUAUCCAGUCAGAUUGAUGUGGACUGGACUCUAGGUGGGGGAACUUGAUAGAUGGCCCUAAGCACAGAUUUAGCAUCAGUUUACUCUGUCCAACCUUACCUGACCUACUUGAGGAUGUCAACAUACUGACCCUAUGUCAGUGAUUAGGGGCAUUUUCUACCCAAUACUCCAUGAGGUGACAUGGGAGUUGCCCCAUAGCACAGAUCUAGGAUCUGUUUACUCGACACCUAGCCUAUCCUGAACCAUUUAGGAGUUGAAGAGUAAAAUUGACUGUAGAUCAGUACUUAGGGGCCACUUGAUCUAAAACCUGCUCGGAAUUAGAAUCAUGUACUGUUUUCAGUGAAAUGAUCGAGCCCGAAGACGUAUUUGGUGAAUGUGGUGCUUAGAACCCUAAUUUUAAACAGGUCACACGCAUCCACCCUAUCAAUAUCCCCAAUCCAUCCUAUCAAUAUCCCCAACAACUCAUGACACUCCGACACACGCCUCUCCUCCCCCCCCACUCUGACACACGCCUCUCCUCCCCCCCCCUCUGACACACGCCUCUCCCCCCCACUCUGACA